Molecule: messenger RNA, 1643 nt
Organism: Aphanomyces astaci
Lineage: Eukaryota; Oomycota; Saprolegniomycetes; Saprolegniales; Verrucalvaceae
Exons: 10
Coding region: 1-1611 (536 amino acids)
Cellular component (GO): nucleus
Molecular function (GO): poly(A) RNA polymerase activity; RNA binding
Source: RefSeq, a predicted model, not a curated record
AUGUUUGUCAAUGGUGCCAAUAACGGGAUCACGCCGCCCAUCUCGAUGGCGGUCCCCACAUCAACAGACCACCAAAUGACGACAUCCCUCACCGAUACGCUCAGGCAAUGGAACCUGUACGAAGGCGCCGAGGGUUCUUUACGCCGAGAAAACGCGCUAGAACUUGUCGGCGACUGGGUCGAACACUGGGCUCAGGCUGAAGCAACAAAGCGCGGGCUGCUCAUCGACGGCGCCACGACACGACUGACGCAACUUCGGACGUUUGGGUCGUAUCGACUGGGUGUACACAGUCCCGAGGCGGACAUCGACACGUUGUGCUUGGCGCCUCGCCAUUGCUCUCGCCUCGGGUUCUUCUCGUCGUUCCCGUCCUUUCUCAAGCAACAGUCCCAAGUCACGGCGGCGGUGCAUGCGAUCCCAGACGCGUACGUGCCCGUGAUCAAGUUGGAAGUGCUGGGCGUCGCCAUCGACCUCCUCUUCGUCACGUUGGACGUCGCCAGUGUCCCCGAAGACAUCAACGUGCUCGACACGAACACCCUCACCGACGUCGACGAGCCUGGCGUCCGAAGCUUGAACGGGUGUCGUGUGGCCGAGAUGAUUCUGCAGCUGGUGCCGAAUAUCGACCAGUUCCGGCUCACGUUGGUAGCCGUCAAGCAUUGGGCGCGCAUGAGAGGCAUCUAUUCGAACGUGUUGGGUUUCUUGGGCGGGGUAAACUGGGCCAUUUUAGUCGCUCGCGUGUGCCAGCUGUACCCUCAUUCGCUAGCGGGCACCCUGCUGACCAAAUUCUUUCGUGUGUACCACCAGUGGAUCUGGCCCAACCCGAUUUUGCUCAACAACGUGAUGGACGACGACGCGGACCAGCUGCUCGGCCUCACGUCGUGGAACCCUAAAGUAUACCCGCGGGACCGCCUCCACCUCAUGCCGAUCAUCACGCCGGCAUACCCCGCGAUGAAUUCGUCGUACAAUGUGAUGGACAGUACCCUUCGCCUCAUGCAAGCCGAGUUCCGACAGGCGGCCACGGUGUGUGUGGACAUUGAAUUGCAGAGCUUGCCUUGGGAAGAGCUGUUUGUCGAAUCCAAUUUCUUUGACCGAUGGGAACAUUUCCUGCGCAUUGACAUCUCGUCCCACGCGAGCCAGUUCACAGCGUGGUUUGGCUGGGUCGAGUGCCGCCUGCGUUCCUUCUUUGGCCGACUGGAGCAAAUGGAAGACGUGGACAUUGCCCCGUUCGCGCGGUUCUACGACAUCCCUGGCGACAGUGAUAGUACUACUACUACUAGUAGUAGUAGUAGUACUACCACGUCGUCGUCGUGCUGCUUUGUGGGCCUUGCGUUCCACCUCCCCGACAACGCCCAGCGAUUUAGUGUGGACUUCACGAUGGCGGUGCAGGAGUUCGCGGCCGUGUUAGAUAUGUGGCCCCAGCGCACGAGCGACAUGGACCUCCAAGUGCAUUACGUGCGAAGGAACCAGCUCCCGUCGUGGAUCGUGCGACCAUCCACCGUGCAACUGGGCAUGCAGAAUGGCAAGCGGCGAACGGACUGCGUCACAGACGACUCGACGCCGCACACGCAUUCGCCCAAGAGAAGAAAAGGUACGUUGCUUGAGUCGUCGAGAUAGAUGAUGCGUAACUCAAUCCACGUACUUCGUCU